AUGCCUCCCCAUCGCACCAACAUUAAUACUCAAGAGGAUGAAAUCCGUCCCACUAAUGGGAUGAGGACACGUGACAGAGCUCACACUUCAGAACCUGUCCCUACUCUUGGAGUCUCUCCAGUACCAACCAAUCCACCUAGGGCGCUAUGGACCAAUGUUAACCGUCCCUCGAUUACUCAGAGAGAUAUUUCGAAUGCAGAAUUUAGACAAUCUAUUCAUAUGCUGACACAGUUGGUGGCUAAUCAGGCCCAACAAUCAGAAGAUGUUGGGUCUACACCUGUUAUAUCUGAAGCUACUAAGGUGGGUCAUUUCAUGAGAAUGAACCCGCCUAAGUUUACUGGCACUAAAGUAGAAGAGAAUCCGCAAGAGUUCACAGAUGAAAUGGAGAAGAUUUUUAGAGUGUUGCAUGUGGAACAAGUGGAAGGUGCCGAACUAGGGGCUUAUCAGCUAAAGGAUAUUAAGGAGAAAAAGAAAAAAAAGAUAGUCGAGUCUAGAGAGAAGGAAAGGCAAGCGAAGAGAGCCAGAUUAGCGGAUCAGAACCCCAGUCAGCAGCAGGGUGGUAAUUGGGGUAACAAGUGGCAACAUAAAAAGUUUUGGGACAAGGCACAAUCUGCAGCUAGCGCCCCAGCACCCAGACCCCCAGUUGAUAGAUGCCCCCAGAGUUUUCAAACUAGUCAUGGACCCAGAGCUUGGGAUACUCAGUCGCAGGGUAGUGUGGCACAACAGCAUCAUACUUUUCCACAGUGCAAGACUUAUGGUAGGAAUCACCCGAGAAAGUGUCAACUAGGCGCAUUUGUGUGUUAUUCUUGUGGUCAGAUGGGCUACUUCCAGAGAGAUUAUCCCUCCGCUAGGAGGAAUAUUGGUGGAGCUAAGUCUCAGGAAAACUCUUCCACACCACCACCACCCCAAAAGGGUGCCACUAUAGGUGUUGGGAGCGAUCGCAAUCGGUUAUAUGCGUUAACCAACCGACAGGAGGCAGAAUCCUCACCAUAUGUUGUCACCG
This is a messenger RNA of Capsicum annuum, 1003 nucleotides long. RefSeq lists its product as uncharacterized. The annotation marks the transcript as partial. The transcript is spliced from 2 exons. The record is from RefSeq and is a predicted model, not a curated record. NCBI's taxonomy places the organism in Eukaryota, Viridiplantae, Streptophyta, Magnoliopsida, Solanales, Solanaceae.